This is a messenger RNA of Colletotrichum fioriniae, 1323 nucleotides long. The record is from RefSeq and is a predicted model, not a curated record. Lineage: Eukaryota; Fungi; Ascomycota; Sordariomycetes; Glomerellales; Glomerellaceae.
AUGGAGCCUCUAUUUGAGGACUUCCGCAAUGCCUACAAGAGUCGGUCUGGGUACUCUCUUGCGCAGACACUUCAGCCAUUCAGUCCAGUCAACAAGCCGGAUAAGCUACGGUCCAUCUAUCUGAGCACCAACGUCCAAGAAGCCAAGAGCGACAUCAAGUACAUGCUCCUCGGUCGGGGUCCGGGAUCUAAGAAGUUCAAGCUCGAUCAUGAGGAGACUACAGGCUGGAUAGAAGUCUACACAGCGUACUGGAAAGCCAUAGGCGAGAUUCUCAAAGCAGAGGGCGACUCCGCUGCUGGAGGUAGGACUUCAUCAUGGACCAAGGUGUAUGAGUCUUGGAAAGAAUUCACCACUGCUCUCAUCCGAGGCUACACUAAUUAUGGCUUCGAGGCGUGGACAAUUCCGUGCCUCUACCUUGCUGGCAAGCACUUGCGACUCUUCGCCAUCAGCUCGGACGAGGAGCGGAGCAUCACCGAUGCCACUGCAGAUGCAAUGGAGCUUGCUGAUGACUACGAUCCGGACUUGGAAAAGCAGAAGCAGCUGCGAGACUGCGAGCAGCAGCUCAAGCGUAUCUUUACUCUGUGUUUGAGCGAUAGAGCACCUCUCGAAGAAUCGCGAAAGUGGGCUAUUUACUACAUUAUUAAUCUGCUCUUCAAGACCUACUUCAAACUCAACUCGGCGAGUUUGAGUCGGACAAUCCUCAAGGCGUUAUCCACGAACCGUGGAGAUAUGCCUCCCUUGGAAGCAUUUCCCAAGUCACAGCGGGUGACAUUUAAGUAUUACGAAGGCGUGCUCUUCUUCUUGGAAGAGAACUAUGUCGAGGCCGAAAAGCACCUCACUGAGGCAUGGUCAUUGUGUCACAAGAAUGCGAAGAGCAACCAAGACAGCAAACUCCUCGAGCCUUACCCGCGGCUGCAAAAGCUCUUCCUCCCACUGUCGCAAUGCAUCCGCAAGGGCGAUUUGCGCAACUUUGACUUGGCUCUACAAGAAGGCGAAGAGGAGUUCGUCCGCCGCAGAAUCUACCUUACGUUGGAGCGCGGUCGCGAUAUUGCCCUGCGCAACCUUUUACGCAAAGUCUUUGUCGCCGGCGGCUUCGAGGAGGCGAAGGAAGCGGGCACCGCUCCCGUCCGUCGGACCAGAGUCCCAGUCGCCGAGUUCACAGCUGCCAUUAGCCUCGGUAGCCAGGAGACUGUUGACCCGGACGAGGUUGAGUGCCUGCUGGCAAACAUGAUUUACAAAAACCUCAUGAAGGGCUACAUCGCCCGCGAGCGCGGCAUCGUCGUCCUCUCCAAGAACGGGGCGUUCCCCGGAACAGGGGUUUAG